Molecule: messenger RNA, 309 nt
Organism: Cladocopium goreaui
Lineage: Eukaryota; Dinophyceae; Suessiales; Symbiodiniaceae
Source: the annotation of a GenBank genome assembly
AUGGCGGCUCCACCCAUCUUCGACAUGGCGGAAAAUGAUGCCGCCGGCUCGGAAGUGCAGAUGUGGCUGGAGGAGCUGGGCCUGGGGCGAUACUUCGGGCUGCUGCAGGCCGAAGGCUUUGACGACUUCCGCAUCAUCCGCCGCGCCACGGAGGAAGACGUCAGCGAGUUGGUGACGCUCUGCGCCAUGCCGCGCUUGCACGAGCGUCAGCUCCGUCGGGCGCUGCGGGACUUGCACCGAAAGGAGGCGGAUUUUCGGGUCGAGAAAUGGACCUUUGGUGGUGAACGAAGCCAGGACUUUGGUAGGUAA